This is a messenger RNA of Rhinichthys klamathensis goyatoka, 668 nucleotides long. RefSeq names its product ubiquitin-fold modifier conjugating enzyme 1 (gene ufc1). Gene Ontology annotation, molecular function: UFM1 conjugating enzyme activity. The transcript has 6 exons. The record is from RefSeq and is a predicted model, not a curated record. Gene Ontology annotation, cellular component: cytoplasm. The coding region runs from base 57 to 560 and encodes 167 amino acids. Gene Ontology annotation, biological process: protein K69-linked ufmylation. Lineage: Eukaryota; Metazoa; Chordata; Actinopteri; Cypriniformes; Leuciscidae.
AAAGAUCCGACUCGAAAGAACGAUUCGUUUACGAAUCGGACACCGCAACUGUCAACAUGGCAGAUGAAGCCACUAGAAAGGCAGUUUCUGAUAUACCACUUUUAAAAACAAAUUCAGGACCAAGAGACAAAGAACUAUGGGUUCAGAGACUUCGAGAAGAAUAUUUAGCUCUCAUAAAGUAUGUUGAAAAUAACAAAGCAGCUGACAAUGAUUGGUUCCGUUUGGAGUCCAACAAAGAGGGUACAAGGUGGUUUGGAAAAUGCUGGUAUAUUCACGAGCUUCUAAAAUAUGAAUUUGACAUGGAGUUUGAUAUUCCAGUUACAUAUCCUGCCACAGCACCUGAAGUGGCCAUUCCUGAGUUAGAUGGGAAGACGGCGAAGAUGUACAGAGGUGGAAAAAUCUGCCUGACAGACCACUUCAAGCCACUGUGGGCAAGAAAUGUCCCAAAGUUUGGUCUGGCUCAUCUAAUGGCUUUGGGACUUGGACCAUGGCUUGCAGUUGAGAUUCCAGACCUCAUUGCAAAAGGCAUAAUUGAACAUAAAGAACAGCAAAACAGCUGAAAGUAGCCGUAGCAUCCUUUGCAUUUCACUAUGUCUUAAUGAUGCAAACACAAAUGAGGUUUUAACACAUUUUGUCAAAAUCAUGGCUACCUACCACCCUGUGGUUUC